Molecule: messenger RNA, 1274 nt
Organism: Aspergillus ochraceoroseus IBT 24754
Lineage: Eukaryota; Fungi; Ascomycota; Eurotiomycetes; Eurotiales; Aspergillaceae
Product: 60S ribosomal protein uL4
Exons: 4
Coding region: 29-1147 (372 amino acids)
Biological process (GO): translation
Cellular component (GO): cytosolic large ribosomal subunit; ribosome
Molecular function (GO): RNA binding; structural constituent of ribosome
Source: RefSeq, a predicted model, not a curated record
AAAACGACAACCCUCACCGUCGACAACAAUGGCGUCUCGUCCUACCGUCUCUAUCGCCACGGCUGAUGGCAAGCCCAGCGGGGCUACCACCCCCCUGCCCGCUGUUUUCUCUGCGCCCAUCCGUCCUGAUAUCGUCCAGCAGGUUCACACCGGUAUGGCCAAGAACAAGAGACAGCCUUAUGCCGUGAGCGAGAAGGCUGGUGAACAGACUUCCGCUGAGUCCUGGGGUACCGGCCGUGCUGUCGCUCGUAUCCCCCGUGUCUCUGGUGGUGGUACUCACCGUGCUGGUCAGGCUGCUUUCGGUAACCAGUGCCGCUCUGGUCGCAUGUUCGCGCCCACCAAGGUGUGGAGGAAGUGGCACCAGAAGGUCAACGUUGGCCAGAGACGUUUCGCUACCGCCUCUGCCCUCGCUGCUUCUUCCGUCCCCUCUCUCCUCUUCGCCCGCGGUCACCGCAUCGGCAACGUUGCUGAGGUUCCUCUCGUCGUUGACUCCAAGACCUUCGAGGGUGCCGCCGUCACCAAGACCAAGGCUGCCGUUGCUCUCCUGCAGGCUCUCGGAGCCGGCGCUGAGCUCGUCAAGGUCUCCAAGUCCCGCAAGAUGCGUGCCGGUAAGGGUAAGCUGAGGAGCCGCCGCUUCCGCCAGCGCCGCGGCCCUCUGGUCGUCUACAACCCCGAGGUUGACGGCAAGGAGCUCGUCCGUGCUUUCCGCAACAUCCCCGGUGUUGAGACUUCCUCCGUCUUCUCGCUCAACCUCCUCCAGCUCGCCCCCGGUGGUCACCUUGGCCGCUUCAUCGUCUGGACCUCCUCCGCUUUCCAGGCCCUUGACCAGGUCUACGGCACCACCACCUCUCCUUCUGCCCUGAAGAAGGACUUCCUCCUGCCCUCCAACCUCGUCGCUAACUCCGACCUGACCCGUCUCAUCAACUCUUCUGAAAUCCAGUCCGUCCUCCGUGCUCCCAAGGGUGAGGCCCGCACCAAGCGCGGCAACGUCCAGAAGAAGAACCCUCUCCGCAACAAGCAGGUUAUGCUCCGCCUCAACCCCUACGCUGCUGCUUUCUCCAAGGAGAAGCUCGGCCAGAAGGCUGUUGAGGGCAGCAAGCCCGAGGCUGUCUCUGCUGCUUUCAUCAACACCCUCCAGGACGAGUAGAUGCGUUUUCUCUCUGAACCUGGGGUUUCUUUGUUCUUUUGUUUCCGUCUAGUUGAAGGGCUUUGGUUUUAAAAAAGGUAGCCAACAGCAAAUAAAUGGGAUUUGCAUUACCAUACCCACGUUUAUA